Prunus armeniaca (apricot) is the source of this 1107-nucleotide messenger RNA. The record is from the annotation of a GenBank genome assembly. NCBI's taxonomy places the organism in Eukaryota, Viridiplantae, Streptophyta, Magnoliopsida, Rosales, Rosaceae.
AUGCCACUCUUUUUCCACCGCCAAUCUUCUCUCCCAACCAGCACCGCCACCUCCCCCUCUUACUCUUCCAAGCUCCUCAAGCCCCUAAAACCCAAUUCUGCCCCUGUCCCCACCCGCACUCCCCUGCCCAUUAUCGUCUUUUCGCUCGUCUCCCUCUUCAUCGGCCUCGCCGGAACCAUCUUCGCCAUCACCGCCCUCCGUCGCCCAACGCCCAUUCCCAUUUUCCGAUGCGGCAAAUCGGAAGACACCUUCCGGGCAUUCUACUCUCUUUCGACCUCUCGGCAGCUCGGUGAUAAGAAUGGUGGCUUGGUUGAUCGGCCUAAGCUUCUUGGGUUCGUCGGAAUUCAGACCGGGUUCGGCUCAGCUGAUCGCCGUGCGGCUUUGCGGAGCACGUGGUUUCCUUCUGACCCAGAUGGCCUUUUGAGAUUGGAACAAGCUACUGGUUUAGCUUUUAGGUUUGUUAUUGGGAGAUCUAAAGAUGCAAAGAAGAUGGCGGGGGUUCAGAAAGAGAUAGAUAAGUACAGAGAUUUUCUGAUUAUUGAUGUCAAUGAAGAGUAUUUGAACCUUCCAUGGAAAACGUUGGCAUUUUUCAAAGCAGCAUUUCAACUUUUCGAAGCAGAUUACUAUGUCAAAGCAGAUGACGACAUUUAUUUGCGUCCAGAUCGACUAGCAACACUUCUAGCCAAGGAGCGAACACAUUCACAAACCUACAUUGGAUGCAUGAAGAAAGGACCAGUAAUCACUGACCCUAAAAUGAAAUGGUAUGAGAAAUCAGGACAUCUAAUUGGGAAUGAAUACUUUCGGCAUGCUUAUGGUCCUAUAUAUGUUCUGUCUGCAGAAGUGGUAGCAUCAUUGGCAAUUGCUAGGAAUAACAGUUUGAGAAUGUUUAGCAAUGAGGACGUUACGAUUGGGUCGUGGAUGCUUGCUAUGAAUGUCAACCAUGAGGAUAAUCGGGCAUUAUGUGACCCUCGUUGCACACCUACAUCCAUCGCAGUGUGGGACAUCCCAAAAUGUUCAGGUUUGUGCAACCCAGCUAGUAGGCUGAAGGAGCUUCAUGCAAUGAGUAUGUGCUCCAAAAGUCCAACUCUUCGUCCCGGCGACAGAUAG